AGUUGUUAAUUUACUAUUUACCGAUAUAUAUUAGCAUCGUCAAAUGCUCAUAACAAAGCGGAAAUUAUAAUUGUAUUUCAGCAACGAUUGCAAUUAUUAACUUUAUGCAAAUUACCGGACUAUUUUUUCCUCGCAUAUCCCUGCAAUGUGUACAAACCGCUAAUUCGCCACUCGGUGAAAGCCUUGCGUGAGCCUCGUGCGACGUGUAUGUACGCUAAAGAGAUGAGGAAGUGAGUAUUCGAUACCGAAAUUUACGUAACUAGCGCUGCAAAUUUCUUUUUUUUUUUUUUAAGUGUGAUUUUGCUAAUUGUUAAAAAAUACAUGGUAAUGCGCACAACAAAAAGAAGCGCGAAAUAUUUACUGACACGAUAUGCGUGAUUUGUCACGGGAAAUAAACUUGUUUUGUUUCAUUCGCGUGGCAGCGAAAAUUCCUGAAAUCGCAAUGCACGGGAUGAGCGAAUAUUUACAUUUGAACUAAAACCAAUGAAGCGAUCGGCAAAAUCAAAACAAUUCGUGAAAUAAAGAAAUGGACAAACAGAUGCGGCGCGUAUACCUUUUUUUUUUGUUUUUUACCGAGAUAUCGAUCGUUCCACGAAUCCCACAUACAAAUGCCGAAUGAACAAUAUCCGAAGUAUUGCAGGGGCACUAUCUCGAUAAAAUCCUAAAAAUAUUCCGGUAUUUAAACAUUCAACUAUUUAUUUUACACAAUUUGCUAUUUACUUUACAAAACGAAUUUAAGUAUCACUGUUGCACGCAGCUUUCUCUCUCGAAUUCCAUUUUACGGAUAUCGUUGUUACUAAAAAUUGUAUGAAUAACAAUGUGCAUAUAAUUGAAAUAAAGCGGCACAUUGCUUAUUAAAAAUUGAAACAAUUUUACUUCAAUAUAUUUUAAUAAAUAAAUCAAUAAUUGUGAGAAAAACAAUCCUUAAUUAUUGUAAAAUUUAUAUAAUUAAUAAUCUUAAACAGUUGGUUAUUAAGCAAGUCUACUUUCGAAAUAUCAUAUAAAAUAAAUAGUACGAGAUAAUUGUUGAUCAAUUCGAUGAAUAAAUAAUAUAUGUAUCAUGAAACUUGUUGCGUUUUCCCGAAAUAUUUCAGAGAUCGAAUUACGGCGUUGGCUCUUUUGAUGUGGUGCUUCAUGAAAUCAGCACGUGUAUCGGGAGUAAAAAAUAUUACACAUGGUAUAUCGAGGCAUGUACGAUCUAUCGGAUUUCCCGAGGGUAGCAAUAUGGGGAUAUUUUUCGCCUUGGGAAUUCCCAUAGAUAUUCCCGACUACUCUAUAUCGAUGGCAUUUUAUUUCGAAGCGAAUUACGGAUUGCCGAACGAAUGGAAUUCAAGUUAUUUUUAUGAGGAAGGUUACUACGUAAAACGAAGUCUUAAUCGCCAAUUAUUGUAUAGGGUGCUCAUAAAUAAAAUGGAAAGUCUGGGGUACUCUGGACUGGAUUGUUUGCUGAGAAUGAUUUGCGAAGUUGCGAGAUAUUCUUUAAGCGAAAAUGGGGUACUUGGUGAUAUCUUGCAAAUCAUACUCGCACCCUCCACAUCAAGAAGCGAAAAUCUUCCGAACGAGAUUAUAGAAGCCGAAUACGAGCAGCAUUGCGACCAGCGUUACGAAAAAUGCUCUAUGAAUCCUUUAGAUCUAGUAAGCCAUUAUGUCAGCAUCAACUAAUGAAUGUAACUUCCUUCGUAAUCAACAUUUAAUUGCUU
Messenger RNA from Formica exsecta, 1700 nucleotides. RefSeq lists its product as uncharacterized. The transcript is spliced from 4 exons. The record is from RefSeq and is a predicted model, not a curated record. Lineage: Eukaryota; Metazoa; Arthropoda; Insecta; Hymenoptera; Formicidae. Bases 1054 to 1662 code for a protein of 202 amino acids.